Mus pahari (shrew mouse) is the source of this 216-nucleotide messenger RNA. It is a transcript of the gene Defb124, whose product is annotated as defensin beta 124. Gene Ontology annotation, biological process: positive regulation of chemokine (C-C motif) ligand 5 production; canonical NF-kappaB signal transduction; positive regulation of monocyte chemotaxis. The record is from RefSeq and is a predicted model, not a curated record. Gene Ontology annotation, cellular component: extracellular region. Bases 1 to 216 code for a protein of 71 amino acids. Lineage: Eukaryota; Metazoa; Chordata; Mammalia; Rodentia; Muridae. The transcript is spliced from 2 exons.
AUGGCAAAGUGGAUUCUGCUCAUUGUGGCUCUCCUGGUCCUGGGUCAUGUGCCUCCAGGAAGCUCUGAAUUCAAACGGUGCUGGAAUGGCCAGGGGGCCUGCCGGACUUUCUGCACAAGGCAAGAGACCUUCAUGCACCUGUGUCCGGAUGCUUCUCUGUGCUGUCUGUCCUAUUCUUUCAAGCCUUCUCGCCCCUCAAGUGUUGGAAAUGUGUAG